Messenger RNA from Colletotrichum destructivum, 231 nucleotides. RefSeq lists its product as uncharacterized. NCBI's taxonomy places the organism in Eukaryota, Fungi, Ascomycota, Sordariomycetes, Glomerellales, Glomerellaceae. Bases 1 to 231 code for a protein of 76 amino acids. The transcript has a single exon. The record is from RefSeq and is a predicted model, not a curated record.
AUGUGUGGCGAAACGUACGGGAGGCUCGAUUUCCUAGACCAUCACUUUGCGUCCCCGGUACAUCAGCAAGCUUACUACCACUGUCUCUGGAGGGCAUGCAGUUGCGGGUUCACCAUUUUGGCAGCCGCGAUAAACCAUCUCGAGACUAAGACCUGUGACUUUAUGAUGUUUGACGCAGUCCAGAACAGUGUCGGUCGGAUGUUUGACCCGCGGGGUAUGGCUUCCUUUUGA